AUUUAUGGUGCCGCUCCCACAGCAGCAUCGUACAUAGUGUGAAGAGCAGAAACCAGGAACUCAUAUUCAGCAAACUACAGGUAACAGUGGGAUGAUGAGUGCUGCUCAGACCCAAGCAACACUGGAGUCCAAACUGGAGGCCCUGCAGUGCCACUUCACUUGGAAUCUGGACCAAAGCACGACUAAACUUUUCCGUCUCAGGGACCAGCUGAAGGACAUUGGCACAGAGGAGGGAUACAGCUGGCUGGGUCACAUUUACAACCUGCAGGGGUUCAUUCACUACCAGCUGGGGUUCACCGAUGAUGCCCUGCGUUUCUUCAGCAGGGCAGCAGAGGCCUUCCGCCAGAUGAGAAACACUGUCUCAGACGAGGGCCCCUGGUUGGUGGUGAACCACAGGAACCUGGCGUGGCUGCACCACCAUCUGGGAGACCGAGCAGAGAGUCAGGCUUACCUGUCAAAGGCCGACGACUUGACAAAUGAAUACCCAUCUCCAUCCCAGGACCAGCUCCAUCCAGAGAUCUACGCUGAAAAAGCCUGGACCCUGAUGAAGUUUGGCGCAGAAGAAAAGCUUCUGGCUGCAGAUUACUUCCAGAGAGCCAUCAGGAUGCAGCCGGACACGGUGGAGUGGCACAGCAGCCACGUCAUAGGGUUAGUGAAUGCUUUUAAGCAUAGCAACAAAAAGCUGGGGGCUGACAUCUUGGAGAAAAUGAAAAUCGCCAAGGAACACGAUCCAGAGAACUUGUAUCUCGCUGCUCUGUACCUUGAGGCAUGUGCUACGAAAGGAAAGCAAAUUGAAAGUGAAGCGCGUGAGUUGGCCAGCAGGGUUUUAAGGAAGCCCAUUAGCAGCUACAGUGGUAUCAAACCAUUACUAAGGCUGUACACAAUGUAUGUAUCUCCUGAUGAGGCCAUUGAUUUGGCUGAGGAGGUUCUGGAAAGACAUCCAGAUGAACGAUAUCUGAAGAGAUGUGCUGCAGUCUGCUACAAAAAGAGGAUCUUUUUACACCGGGACAAUCCCCUGGAGCACAGCCUGAUCGACAGAGCUAUCAGUCUCUAUGAGGAAGUGAUUCCUCUUUACCCUCGUUCUUCACUUAAGAGAAAAAUAUCUCUUGCAAACAUAUACGCAGAGUCGAAACACCGAGCUAAAGCUGACCAGAUAUACGAGGAAUUGCUGGAGAGUGAUCUGGAUGCUGAAGGGGCACAGAUGCUUUACAACUACUAUGCAAAAUAUGUACACUUCAUCCGAAAAGAGAGCUACAAGUCGAUAGAAUAUCACAUGAUGGCAGCGGCGGUACCGCAACAAUCAUACUAUCGUAAAAACAGCAUCAGAACUCUAGAGAGGAUCAGAGAAAGAAACAGAAACCGAAUGUGUGGAGAAAUAGAUGAGUUUCUGAAUAACAUGCAAGACUAAUGCAGCUUUACCAAUGCAUGGUACGGCUCGACUCGCUCGUUUUUUGGUUUUCCAUUUGCAAAAGUUUUAGAUAGUAGCCUUCCUGGUACUUAUUUGGUACCACCUUGGUUGAGGUUCCAAGCGAGCUGAGCCAAUACUAGAAGAGUUGGAGUUUAAACACUGCAGACCAUUGAUUGGUCAGAGAGAAUCGUCACUAGCGCAACACGGUAUAUCCUGCACAAACCCACCUUUUCCAAGCUAUCGUCAAUAGCGACCGCAAUUGUUUGAUUCACCUCGCUCAGCUUUUACAAAGUGGCAGCCUAAAACAUUAUGCUGUACAAUACACUACUAGGAUACCCAUGCCUCAUUUUGAUGCCACUUAAACGCCUGUGCUGCUCUAUAGACCAGUGCUCUGAAAUGGACGUUACAAGAAACAGAAGCUGCAUCUGUAACUAGUUAACACUACAUGUGGCAGCAGGUAACAUUAGCCUACUGUUAGCUAGUAGCUAGCUAAAACACUAUUAAAAUGCUGACAGCUCAACGGUCUAACAUGCUGUUUUUCAAUGAAAAGAAUGCAAAGGGUUCAACAGACUGCAGCUAAAGACACAGAGGAGACUAGCUGCACUGUGGCCACUGCUGCUGACAACACAGACGGGACUUAAUGGUGCGUUCAAUUGCAAAUCUUAAGCUCAUUGUGCAUUCAAAGUUACUUUUUCUAUCUAGUGGUUCUUCUUUUCAUCAUUUCAAG
This is a messenger RNA of Perca fluviatilis (European perch), 2135 nucleotides long. Its product is annotated as interferon-induced protein with tetratricopeptide repeats 1-like. Gene Ontology annotation, molecular function: protein binding. Gene Ontology annotation, cellular component: cytosol. NCBI's taxonomy places the organism in Eukaryota, Metazoa, Chordata, Actinopteri, Perciformes, Percidae. The record is from RefSeq and is a predicted model, not a curated record. The transcript has 2 exons. Gene Ontology annotation, biological process: defense response to virus. Bases 92 to 1408 code for a protein of 438 amino acids.